CCUAGCACCUCCCGCAUACAUGCUCACGGAGAAGGACACCUGCGACAACGCCGGCAUGACCUUCGCAGUCGGCGGCGCCGGCGUGUUCCAGGUGCCGAACAAGGUGGCCACCCUCAGCGACCAGGUCGACACUUUCGAGUCCCUCAUCGCGGACGGAACCAUCUCCAAGAAGCGCGUCAAGCACUCGGUCGCUCUCAUCGCCAUCUCCGGCAACGACUACGCGUCCAUCGGCGCCGAACGCUUCGACCCCAACAUCCACGCUUUUGUCACGAACGCGACCAUCCAUGAUUUCAUCAAGAACGUGACGAGCGAGAUCACGGCCAAUGUGCAGCGGCUGCAGGAGAUGGGGGUGACCAAGGUUCUCGUCAACAACCUUCCGCCUAUCGGCUGUGCGCCAUCACAGACCGUGCCGAACAACUUCGACGAAUGCGACAAGGGAGGCAACCACUAUGCGUCGGUCCACAACAGUGACCUGAAGAAACUACUUAGGGCGAUGGACGGCGUGCAAAUUGUUGAUCUCAACGCUGCCUUCACCAACAUCAUCAAUCCCGCUAAAGGAGAAAAGACGGAGGUGUCAACCUUCUUUGAAGAGAAGCUAGCCCCGUGCUGCCAGAGCGUGGAUCCAAUGGGAUACUGUGGUCAGAUGGGCGAGUCAGACUCGGACAUCCGUUACACACUUUGCGACAAUGCCGACAAGUACUUCUAUUGGGAUGACAUGAAUCCUACGCAGGCCGGAUGGGAGACUGUCAUGGAGCAAUUGGAAGACCCCAUCAAGAAAUUCUUGGAGCUCAAUUAGAUCUCUAGAUAGCCGUACAUAAUUAGUCUUUAGAAGGUUUUAGCUAGGUUUUGAGCA
Molecule: messenger RNA, 853 nt
Organism: Lolium perenne
Lineage: Eukaryota; Viridiplantae; Streptophyta; Magnoliopsida; Poales; Poaceae
Product: GDSL esterase/lipase At5g03610-like
Molecular function (GO): hydrolase activity, acting on ester bonds
Source: RefSeq, a predicted model, not a curated record